AUGUCUGCCGGAGAGCUUGCUUGCACUUACGCUUCUUUGAUCCUCCACGACGAUGGCAUCGCCGUCACCGCGGAGAAAAUCGCUACUCUGGUUAAGGCGGCGAAUUUGAAUGUGGAGUCGUACUGGCCGAGCCUCUUUGCCAAGCUAUGUGAGAAGAAGAACAUCGAGGAUCUCAUCGUCAACGUGGGAUCCGGCGGUGGCGCCGCCGUCUCUGUGGCUGCUCCGGCAGGCGCUUCGGGUGGCGCAGCUGCCGCAGCUGCUCCCGCCGUCGAGGAGAAGAAGGAGGAGCCGAAGGAGGAAAGUGAUGAUGACAUGGGAUUCAGCUUGUUUGAUUAG
Striga hermonthica is the source of this 336-nucleotide messenger RNA. NCBI's taxonomy places the organism in Eukaryota, Viridiplantae, Streptophyta, Magnoliopsida, Lamiales, Orobanchaceae. The record is from the annotation of a GenBank genome assembly.